Molecule: messenger RNA, 471 nt
Organism: Vicia villosa (hairy vetch)
Lineage: Eukaryota; Viridiplantae; Streptophyta; Magnoliopsida; Fabales; Fabaceae
Product: secreted RxLR effector protein 161-like
Exons: 1
Coding region: 1-471 (156 amino acids)
Source: RefSeq, a predicted model, not a curated record
AUGGGUAUGGCAAGUAGAUUCAUGCAUAAGCCAAAGGUAUCACAUCUAGCAACGACAAAGAGGAUACUAAGGCAUCUCAAAGGAACUCUCGAAUACGGUAUUUUGUUUCCUGCAACUGAUGAAGGAAAAGAAUACAAGCUAGUGGAUUACACUGACUUAAGUUUGUGUAGUGAUGCUGAGAUUAGAAAAUCCACAUCUAGUUAUGUGUUUAUGCUAGAUGAUGCACCAGUUGCUUGGAUUUCUAGAAAAGAACAAGUAGAAGCACUAUCAUCGUAUGAAGCAGAGUACAUAAUUUCUUCUCUUUGUGCAUGUCAAGCAACAUGGAUGGUUAAUCUGGUCGAAAAGAUUACAACAAAGAAUCAUGGAGAAAUUACCAUAAAGAUCGACAUCAUGUCAUCUAUCAAUCUGACGAAGAAUCCGAUAGCACAUGGACGAAACAAGCACAUCGAGAUGAGGUUCCAUUAUCUUUGA